CUCGCCCACCUGCACGCCGCUUCCCGCAAGAAAGAUGGCCGCGGCCUGAGCUGACGGUCGGCGGCGUCGCGGGCGCUGCGCUCUCCGGACCCGGCGCGGGGAGCGAGGCCGACUGUUAACUGCUCAUCCUCAGCCUGCAGCUCUGCUGGGGACACGGAGCCCUCUGUGGCACCCGGGCUCAGUCUGGAGCCGUGACGUCACUUGCUUCUCUGUGCCCCCGGCCGCCAGCCCACACCUGGAAGCCGUCCCACAGUCUGGGCCCCGCGACAAUGGCAUCCAGGCAGGCUCCCCUCUGCGGCCUGGCUCCGUGCUGCCUCUGGCUCCUGGGGGUGGUCCUUCUGAUGGACGUGUGUGCACGGCCCGCCAACCACUCUUCUGCUCGGGAGAGAGCCUCCAACAGGGAGCAAAACGAGAUCCUGCCCCCAGACCACCUGAACGGGGUGAAGCUGGAGAUGGAUGGGCACCUCAACAAGGACUUCCACCAGGAGGUCUUCCUGGGCAAGGACGUGGACGGGUUUGAGGAGGACGCAGAGCCGCGCAGGAGCCGCAGGAAGCUGAUGGUCAUCUUCUCCAAGGUGGACGUGAACACGGACCGGAGGAUCAGCGCCAAGGAGAUGCAGCGCUGGAUCAUGGAGAAGACGGCCGAGCACUUCCAGGAGGCCGUCAAGGAGAACAGGGUGCACUUCCGCGCCGUGGACCCCGACGGCGAUGGCCGAGUGUCGUGGGACGAGUACAAGGUGAAGUUCUUGGCGAGCAAAGGCCACGACGAGCAGGAGGUUGCUGAAGCCAUCAGAAACAACGCAGAGCUCAAAGUCGACGAGGAGACACAGGAAGUCCUUGAGAAUCUCAAAGACCGCUGGUAUCAGGCGGACAACCCCCCCGCGGACUUGCUGCUGACGGAGGACGAGUUCCUGUCAUUCCUGCACCCGGAGCACAGCCGGGGCAUGCUCAAGUUCAUGGUCAAGGAGAUCGUCCGGGACCUGGACCAGGACGGUGACAAGCAGCUGUCUCUGCCUGAGUUCAUCUCGCUGCCCGUGGGCACCGUGGAGAACCAGCAGGGCCAGGAUGUGGACGACAACUGGGUGAGGGACAGGAAGAGAGAGUUCGAGGAGCUGAUCGAUUCCAACCACGAUGGGAUCGUGACCCCCGAGGAGCUGGAGAACUACAUGGACCCCAUGAACGAAUACAAUGCCCUCAAUGAGGCCAAGCAGAUGAUCGCCAUCGCGGACGAGAACCAGAACCACCACCUGGAGCCCGAGGAGGUUCUCAAGUACAGCGAGUUCUUCACGGGCAGCAAGCUGAUGGACUACGCCCGCAACGUGCACGAGGAGUUCUGAGCCCCGGCCCGGGCUCCUUCCUGACCCUCCACAGCCCGCCAGGGAGGUGACUGCGCCGCGCUGUCCAGAGCCCGCCCUUCCUCCUGCUGCCCCCAUGCGGCUGGGCCCGGGUCAUUAAAGAUGUGCUGUAACAGGCCGCCAGCCCGCCCCAAAUCACGCGGCUGCGGCACAGCGCUCAGCGGCGUCUCUGUCCUGCCGUCCCCUGAAACCGCUGCAUCUCGCUUCUGAGAACUGCCCAGAGUCGCUCUGCUGAAGGCACCGACCACAUCAGGGCAGGAGGCCCUGGGCUGGGCCCCUGCGAGGGCCGUGGGGAGAACGCACUUCCCGCCGUUUCCUUGAAAAGCGACAGAUUAAACAGAACCAGGUGUGCUGAGCUGGAGAGGAGCGGCCAGGAAGUUCAGGCGAGGACGCCUGCUCCUUCCCAGCGCUGGGUGGGUCCGCCCUGGCACGUCAGAACCACCCUGAGAAAAUGCAAAUAUUUGUUGUAACAGGAAUCACAUCACUUACUUUGAAAUAUAGUUGUCUUUUUCUCUCAGCUUCAUUCUUCGGGUGAAAAUAAAACAAAAAGCAA
Molecule: messenger RNA, 1908 nt
Organism: Propithecus coquereli (Coquerel's sifaka)
Lineage: Eukaryota; Metazoa; Chordata; Mammalia; Primates; Indriidae
Gene: SDF4
Product: stromal cell derived factor 4
Exons: 7
Coding region: 270-1337 (355 amino acids)
Biological process (GO): calcium-ion regulated exocytosis
Cellular component (GO): endoplasmic reticulum
Molecular function (GO): calcium ion binding
Source: RefSeq, a predicted model, not a curated record